AUGGAUGAGGCGUCUAUGCCUGGUGCCUUUCCGGCCGCCGCAGACGAGAAUAUUCCCAGCAGCAGAACACCCAAGAGACGGUUCGUGGGAAGACGCACGGUAGAGGCGCAGGCAAGACAGAGACUCGACGACAACGCCAAUUCCACCGUCGAGGAAACCACUGCGGUCACCAACAGGGGUCAGCAGACGGCUCCAAGGGUCUUGAACCAGGUGCCCUCACAAAUCCUCGAUGACCCCGAUAUCCAUGCGGCGAUUGCCUUGCUCCCUCACAAUUACAGCUUCGAGAUCCCUAAGACCAUCCACAGAAUAAGGACCCUCGAGGCCAAGAGAGUGGCUCUACAAUUUCCCGAGGGGCUGCUGAUGUUUGCCACCACCAUCUCGGACAUCCUGACUCAGUUCUGUCCUGGCACAGAGACCUUGAUCAUGGGAGACGUCACGUAUGGCGCAUGCUGCAUUGAUGACUACACUGCAAGAGCCCUAGGUUGUGACCUGCUGGUCCACUACGCGCAUAGCUGUCUGAUACCAGUCUCGGCGACCAAGCUCGCCACCCUGUACAUCUUCGUCGAUAUCUCCAUCGACACCAAACACCUGGUGAGCACACUGUCCCGAAACAUCCCGCCAGGGAAGACAAUCGCCAUGGUGGGUACCAUUCAGUUCAAUGCCACACUUCACACCAUCAGGCCUGCCCUUGAGGCCGAAGGUCUAAAGUUGGUUGUGCCACAAAUCAUGCCUUUAAGUAAGGGCGAAGUGCUGGGCUGUACUGCGCCCAAAAUCAACCCGGAUGCCAAUGUUGACCUGAUCUUAUACCUGGGCGAUGGGCGCUUUCACCUUGAAGCAGCCAUGAUUGCAAACCCCCAUCUUCCCGCCUAUCGAUAUGAUCCGUAUUCCCGAAAAUUGACAAGAGAAACUUACUCGCAUGACGAGAUGCUGAACAUGCGCGCCGCUGCCAUCAGCACCGCAAGGAACGCUAAGAGAUGGGGUCUCAUACUGGGGGCGUUGGGACGACAGGGCAACCCGCACAUCCUGACCAUGAUCGAGAACUACCUUGACAGAGAGGGCAUACCGCACGUCAACCUUUUGCUCAGCGAGAUCUUUCCGGGCAAGCUGGCCAUGUUUGAAGAUGUGGAUUGCUGGGUGCAGAUAGCUUGCCCCAGGCUGAGCAUCGAUUGGGGUUACGCCUUCCCGCGACCACUGCUGACACCCUACGAAGCCCUUGUGGUGUUGGGUGCACGGCAAGGUUGGGAAAAAGGAGACAGGACUUAUCCAAUGGAUUUCUAUGCCAACAAUGGCCUGGCGCGGACAACCGAGAAGCUCGCUGCACAAGUUGGAGUUGCCGCUGUAUAA
Messenger RNA from Cladophialophora psammophila CBS 110553, 1344 nucleotides. RefSeq names its product diphthamide biosynthesis protein 1. Lineage: Eukaryota; Fungi; Ascomycota; Eurotiomycetes; Chaetothyriales; Herpotrichiellaceae. Gene Ontology annotation, molecular function: 2-(3-amino-3-carboxypropyl)histidine synthase activity. The record is from RefSeq and is a predicted model, not a curated record. The coding region runs from base 1 to 1344 and encodes 447 amino acids. The transcript has 2 exons. Gene Ontology annotation, biological process: protein histidyl modification to diphthamide.